Messenger RNA from Caenorhabditis briggsae, 336 nucleotides. Lineage: Eukaryota; Metazoa; Nematoda; Chromadorea; Rhabditida; Rhabditidae. Bases 1 to 336 code for a protein of 111 amino acids. The record is from RefSeq and is a predicted model, not a curated record. The transcript has 2 exons.
AUGAUACUGUGUUACCACCAGAACGUGUUCUGUUAUUCACGGAACAUUGACACUUCUUUAUACUAUACUGCCACUUACUCUCUCUCUCUCUCUCCGUCAUCGCUUCUAUCCUUCAGCAAAUCUUUUGAGAACUUGAAGGAGAAGAAGGUGAUUAUGAUGAGAGCGAUAAUGAUGAGAAGGAAACGUUUGGAUUCUGAGAACCGCCCAUCUCUUUAUAAAGUUGACAAGAGACUUCACUGGCGCUUCCCAGACAGCCACAGAGACAGCACUUUCUUCUCCGGAAAUCCACAGUUCAGUGAUGCAACAUCUCACAGAUCUGAAAUUCAAAAAGUUUAA